AUGGAGAAGAAGUUAAUGAUAAAGAAGAAAGUAUGGAUGGGGAAGAAGUUUGGGAUGGAGAAGAAGUUUGGAAUGGAGAAGAAUCUACUAAUUAAGGAAGCAGAACAAGUUAAGGAGGAUGGAGAAGAAGUUAGGGAAGGAGAAAAAGUGAAGAAUGAAGAACAAGUUAGGGAAGGAGAAGAAGUUAAGGAUGGAGAACAAGUUAGGGAAGGAGAAGAAGAAGUUAAGGAUGGAGAAGUAGUUUGGGAUGGGGAAGAAGUGAAGGAAGGAGAAGAAGUUAAGGAAGAAGAAGAAGAAGAAGAAGAAGUUUUGGAUGGAGAAGAAGUUAAGGGUAAAGAAGAAAGCAUGGAUGGGGAAGAAGUUUGGGAUGGAGGAGAAGUUUGGAAUGGAGGAGAAGAACCAAAGUAUGGACAAGAAGUUAAGGAAGAAGAACUUUAG
Messenger RNA from Sphenostylis stenocarpa, 438 nucleotides. Lineage: Eukaryota; Viridiplantae; Streptophyta; Magnoliopsida; Fabales; Fabaceae. The record is from the annotation of a GenBank genome assembly.